AAAUGUUUUUGGCUGAAGAAACUUCAAACGAAGGUCAAAAUCGAUCGUGAAGAAGACAAGACUGAAGAGAGGACCAGGCUAGAACUAGUACUCGCUCUAUGCAGGGAGAUCUAAAUAUCCAAACUCUGACUGUACCCUUUGUUGCUUGUAGUAUCUAGUUCAUUUGGUGGAGCUUCGCGACAGGUUAUUUCUCUGGCGACUAACCAUGCCCAAGCAGUGUCAACUCUGCCAGGGGAAAGCUGUACUCAAGAGGCCGAAAACUGGCCACCUUUUGUGCAAAGAGUGCUUCUUUCGUGCGUUCGAGGAUGAAGUACACAGGACGAUCGUGGAUAAUUCUAUAUUCUCCCGCGGAGAAGUUGUCGCAAUCGGUGCGUCGGGUGGUAAAGAUUCCACGGUCUUAGCAUACGUGCUGAAGGUCUUGAAUGAAAGACACGACUAUGGACUGAAGUUGGUGCUGCUAUCAAUAGACGAGGGGAUUACGGGAUAUCGAGAUGAUUCCUUGGAGACCGUGAAGCGCAAUGAAAAGCAGUAUGAGAUGGCCCUGAAGAUCGUGUCGUAUGAAGAGUUGUAUGGUUGGACUAUGGAUGCCAUUGUCAAGGAAGUUGGCUUGAAGAACAACUGCACAUUCUGCGGUGUGUUCCGCCGUCAGGCACUGGACCGGGGCGCGCUAAUGCUGAAGGUGGAUAAGAUCGUGACGGGACACAAUGCAGACGAUAUAGCAGAGACAAUACUGAUGAACGUGCUACGUGGAGAUAUUGCGCGUUUAGCACGGUGCACAUCAAUCUCCACUGGUACAGACGGAGCAUUGCCACGGUUAAAGCCAUUCAAGUACACAUACGAAAAAGAAAUUGUGAUGUAUGCAUACUUUAAGAAGCUGGACUAUUUCUCGACAGAAUGCAUAUAUUCUCCGAAUGCUUACCGUGGAUAUGCGCGGGCGUUCCUUAAGGACCUGGAGGCUGUGAGGGCAACGUCAAUCAUUGAUGUGAUUCACUCUGGAGAGUGCAUGGCUGUGCGCAAGGAAGUGAAGAUGCCAACGCAGGGGACGUGUCGUCAGUGUGGCUACAUUUCCAGUCAGGAGCUCUGCAAGGCGUGUGUGCUAUUGGAAGGGCUCAAUCGAGGCCUGCCGCGCCUUGGCAUAGGAAAGUCGAGCCGUGUGAAGAAAGCUUUGUCAGAAGCUCCAGCACCGAGUGCACAGGCAUCCUCUUCCGCUAAUGCGCUAGACUUUUAGACAGGUCAGACACGUGACAGACACUUGCACUGUGAUCUUGAGAAUUAGUUUAUUUUCCAUUGUUCCGUUGUACUCUGUUUAGGUAGGUUGAUGUGCUGGUGCCGGGGGGACUGUACCUGCGCACACAUCUGGGAUAUCAUUUUGGCAUCAUUUUUCGUAAACGGUCUCUGUUGAUGUUUUAGGUCGAUUUUAUGGAAACACUUGAAGUUGAACCAAAUCUUUUCUAAGUUUUUAUCAUCAUCUAACAUUCUCAUUUGCUUGACCUCGCAUUCUACAUGUACGUAGCACUAAUCAUAUUGGGAUUCAGCUUUAUUCCUUUGAGCACUUGUACAGGGGAGAGUUUUUAUAUUGUCAUGCGGCUGUAUGCUCUCCUUAGCUCGGCCUAUCCUUUCUAUUCUGUUCUCCUUUUCGUUCAGAUUUGUCUGACACGGAUCUCUUUAAAAGUUAUACACGUACAUUUGAAAUCUUUUAUUCUCACGAUGGCCUGUGGCCAAUAAGAGAACAUGUACUUUUACAUGACAUUGUAUUUGUACUGCCA
Messenger RNA from Sycon ciliatum, 1766 nucleotides. Its product is annotated as cytoplasmic tRNA 2-thiolation protein 1-like. The transcript has a single exon. Gene Ontology annotation, cellular component: cytosolic tRNA wobble base thiouridylase complex; mitochondrion. The coding region runs from base 206 to 1228 and encodes 340 amino acids. Gene Ontology annotation, molecular function: tRNA binding. Gene Ontology annotation, biological process: tRNA wobble position uridine thiolation. NCBI's taxonomy places the organism in Eukaryota, Metazoa, Porifera, Calcarea, Leucosolenida, Sycettidae. The record is from RefSeq and is a predicted model, not a curated record.